CAAAUUGUACUUCUGCUGGAUCCUUCCAUAGACAGCUCGUUGGUCAAAUGUGAUUGGCCCAUAUGAACACUACACCUAAGGAAGAAGGAAGUCAAUAGCCAAUGGGCAUUGAAACAACGGCACGAGCAAUCUAAACCCUUUCUAAUAGAAACACGUAACUCCAGAAAUGUAUAAGUACAUGAGGCGUAUUUGCGAAGCACUGUAAAGCUAUUUCCAUAUGGAAUAUAAACUCGGAAUACAAGUAUUUCUCCUAUUGUUUUGGAGAUCGGCUUUAGAUGCACUCUUGUCGGGGAAUGACGGAGGCUGGUCGUCAAAUUCAGAAUACAGUUUGACUGAUGAAGGUCCUUGCAACAUUGAUAUCUGGGACAAAGCUUCGUUAUCACAUCGGCAGUUUAUCCAACAAUAUGCCUACUCCAAACCGGUCAUCCUUAAAGGUUUCUCGGACAAUACGAAAUUCCAGUUCUUGUGCUCCAAGUCCAGCCUGCUCCAGGAGUAUGGAGAGAGGAUGGUGAGGCUCAGCACUGCCAACACCUACUCUUACAGGAAAGUGGAUGUCCGGUUUGAGGAGUUUGUGGACUUGCUGCUGAGGCCUCAGUCUUUGGACACACUGGGCAGUGACACUCUGUAUUUCUUCGGGGACAACAACUUCACUGAGUGGCGCGCUCUGUUUGAGAACUACAAGGCACCACGCUACAUGCUGCCUCACACCACAGGGGCCUACAGCUUCGGUAUCGCAGGCCCAGGAACAGGUGUACCCUUCCAUUGGCAUGGACCUGGCUACUCCGAGGUCAUCUAUGGCAGGAAGCGCUGGUUCCUGUACCCCCCGGAGAAGGCGCCCCAUUUCCACCCCAACUACACCACCCUGUCCUGGGUCAAAGAAACAUACCCUUACCUGCCUGAGGAGGAGAAGCCCAUAGAGUGCACCAUCCGUCCAGGAGAGGUGCUGUAUUUCCCUGACCGCUGGUGGCAUGCCACGCUCAAUUUGGACACCAGUGUCUUCAUCUCCACCUUCCUGGGCUGACCCCUGAUCCUACUAGAAGGUCAUUAGGGUCAUUGCCCGUGGACAAAAGCCGUGUUAGAAUACUUUCAACAUGCAUCAUUCCUUUUUCCCUCUGAGGUAAUAGAUGUUUUGCACAUCCAGUCAUUACAUUUACAUUUUAGUCAUUUAGCAGACGCUCUAAUCCAGAGCGACUUACAGUUAGUGAGUGCAUACA
Coregonus clupeaformis (lake whitefish) is the source of this 1214-nucleotide messenger RNA. Its product is annotated as jmjC domain-containing protein 8. The coding region runs from base 218 to 1021 and encodes 267 amino acids. The record is from RefSeq and is a predicted model, not a curated record. Lineage: Eukaryota; Metazoa; Chordata; Actinopteri; Salmoniformes; Salmonidae. The transcript is spliced from 9 exons. Gene Ontology annotation, cellular component: cytoplasm.